Aureobasidium subglaciale EXF-2481 is the source of this 1370-nucleotide messenger RNA. RefSeq lists its product as uncharacterized. NCBI's taxonomy places the organism in Eukaryota, Fungi, Ascomycota, Dothideomycetes, Dothideales, Saccotheciaceae. The transcript has a single exon. The record is from RefSeq and is a predicted model, not a curated record. Bases 178 to 1311 code for a protein of 377 amino acids. Gene Ontology annotation, molecular function: coenzyme A diphosphatase activity.
CCGCCUGCAAAUCUGUCUGAACCAUCUCGUAAUGACUCGAUAAAUCAUCUGCAUCAGACUCUGGCAUAUUUGCACAAUAAUCCAUAUCCCCAUGUCGCUGGCCCGGAAACAAUAAAGAAGCGUGCAUCAGUCGCCUUGAUAGUGCGCAUACAGCCGUCUUAUGCACAUCAACCUGACAUGACUAUCGAGCCCGCUCGCGAUAUUGACUCUUUCUUUGCUCAGCAUUGGGUCAAGCACGGAGAAGCAGAAGUGCUUUUCAUCAAGCGUGCCGCUCGCAAGGGUGAUCGAUGGACUUCACAUGUCGCACUACCUGGUGGCAGACGCGAUCCUGAAGACGAAAGUGACCAGAAGACUGCCGUCCGUGAAGCUGUUGAAGAAGUUGGUAUUGAACUAUCAGACCGGACUUCUAUCGCUGUCGGCAAUCUGCCACAACGAGUUGUCACGACUAGUUGGGGUAGAGUCCCCUUGAUGGUCUUAUGUCCAUAUGUCUUUCUUGUCACUCGGCAUGACCUGCAACCGCUUCGUCUACAGCCUACUGAAGUUGCCUCUACUCAUUGGGUACCCAUUCGAUCCUUACUCGAUCCAGGACAACGGACUGUACAUCUAGAAGACGUCAGCAACAGGUUAGCGAAACAGGAGACGGGCCUGAAGAGAUGGGCGUUCGCGGGGAUGCUUGGUCAGAUGGAGUUCAGUGCCAUAGAGUUGCUCCCUGCAGAAAGCGUUUAUUGCCAGGAACCACCUACUGACGACUCAAAGAAAUCUGAAUCUUCCACACUAGGAAUGGCGAUGCAGAGACUUUGGAAUUUCGUUGACCCGCCGGAGCUACAACCUCCGCCACAACAGCAACCACUUAUCCUCUGGGGACUCACUCUGGGAGUAGUGGCUGACCUGCUCGACUUGCUACCGCCUCACAAUGCGCUGGAAUUAUGGUCUUAUCCUACUUUUACCAUGCCCGACGUUCGACUCAUCAUCUGGCUCUCAACUUACAAGUUCAGGAAGAGCAAGAGAUUGCAGCUUGAGGCCGGCAAUCUGUCAAUGCCGCCUCUCGUCAAAGAAGGAUUGGACGCCAUCUCCCCUCCAGAAGGCGAGCGUAACGACGAUGUUGGCAUGGGCGGACUCGGAUCUGGGCGAAGCUUAAAAGGGCGGUCUUUUGAGAGUGCUGUUGGGACUAUGCUUGAAGGCUACUACGCUUGCAUGAGGAAAGGUGUGACGUAUGCUUUGAUCGUGCGAGCAAUUGGACUUGCUGCGACUGUUAAUUGGCUAUGGUCUUUGACACGGACGCCCAGGCAUUCGCACAGUCCUUCUCGAUGAUAGCUAUUGUCGCUGUAGACUGCCAUGUAUCUUAAUGUACUGUAUAUUAUUGCUGACCA